Molecule: messenger RNA, 3310 nt
Organism: Alexandromys fortis (reed vole)
Lineage: Eukaryota; Metazoa; Chordata; Mammalia; Rodentia; Cricetidae
Gene: Trim69
Product: tripartite motif containing 69
Exons: 7
Coding region: 1759-3258 (499 amino acids)
Biological process (GO): protein ubiquitination
Cellular component (GO): cytoplasm
Molecular function (GO): ubiquitin protein ligase activity; protein binding
Source: RefSeq, a predicted model, not a curated record
CCCCCCCCCCCCGGUGUGGCUCUACCGGUCUCACUGUUCCUCUACAGGGAAGACAGAGAAACUGCCAGUGUGGUGUCUUCAUGCCUCUUGGCUUCCGUGAUAGGAAAGUGCUUUUUGUGGAAGAGCCACUCUCUUCUUUUUCUGAACAAGCCAGAAGAGCAGCGGUUGUUCAGCCAUCCGAUUGGAAAGAAGGCUGGGUUAGGGCCGUAAUUAGAGUGCUUGUACAAGGUACUGAGCUAAUCAUAGCACCAAAUAUAAAAACCAAACAUACAUGCAGGGCAUUUAAUCCCAGCAUUUGGGAGGCAGAGGUAGGCAGAUCUCCUUGAGUUCGAGGCCAAUCUGGUCUACAUAGUGAAUUCCAAGGCAGUCAAUGCUAUGUAAAGAGGCCCUGCUUCUAAAACCAAAAACCAAAACCAAACCAAGCCAACUAAACAACCAAACCACCUCCUCCCAAAUAUAAUAAAACCAAACAAGCAAACAGAAAGGAGGCGGGGCCGGGGAAGAGGCCAUCCACAGGUGCCCCUCAUUUGUUCACUCUCUCAGCCAGCGUUUAUUACAUAUUGAUAGUGUGGUAGGCCUGGGGGCCUAAGAAGGUAGUACUUCCUCUCAAGAAGCUCAGUUUCUUGGGAGAUAUAUAAAGCAAAUAGGUUUUAUGAAAGAAACAACGGAGUAUAAUCAGAGCUAAGAUGGAAACAGCUGUAAGGUGCAGCUACAUAAAGAGCUACCCCUCUCUGAUUUCUCAGCAACUCUCUUGGCAAAGAGCGCCCCCUAGCAGAAGGGACAGCCUGUGCAAAGCCAGAGGAGCAAGGCAUAUGAGCAGACAGGCACUACCCACUGCAGACAAUAUAUUGGGUUAGAAUUACUAUAAACAAAACAGCGAACCUUCUGGCUCUGAGAUAGUUCUUUACAUGCCCUGGAUGAGCAUGGUCUAGUGCAAAUCUCUAAGCUAAAAGCACUAGAGCAAGCUGUGUGAAAGCAUCUUCCCUGCCUCCGUAGGGCCCAACCUCAGGCCCUGCUACUCGCUCACAUCUUCUUCAAUAGAUGGCAGGAAGGUGAGAGGGAAAGAGCUACCCGCUAAAGGUCCAGUGUCCUUGAGAUGGCGGGCCCGGGGAGGGGGUGUGAAGGCUGUCUCUAAAGUCAGGUGGAUAGCUGCUGCUGCUGUUUGAGUUCUCUCUUCUAGAGCAGCCUCAUUCCGAAGUGAGAUCUGUAAACCUGAAGAUGACAUUACCAGGAUGAAGAGAUGGCUCAGCCUUCAAGAGCGUGUACUUUGCUUACAGAGGACAGAGUCUGAUUGCAGCACCCACAUCAGGUGGUUUUUACAACUACCUGUAACUCCAGCCCCAGGGAAUUUGAUCCCUCUUCUGGUCUUUGUGGGCAUCUCCACACAUGUGGCACACACAUGCACAGGCACACACAAGAUUAAAUAUUUAAAAAUUAGAUUACCACCUCGAUUUAAAAGAACCCUACCCCAAAUAAACUAAAAUGAAAGGGGUUGGCAGGCCAUUCCAAUCCGAUCAGAGUUUCUUGAAAGUGAAUAUGACCAAGGCAACUGACAAACUGUCACGGAACCUGCCAGACCUCUCUUUGGCCUUGCCUCUCUUCUCCAGCUCCUGGACUUUCCCUCCUCCUCUCAUGGGCCCUGACUCUGUCCCUAGCAAACUAACAAGCCCAGGACUACCGGUCUGCAGCCAUCCUGGGCCCACUGAGCAAAGCCAAGUUGCCUGUCUCUGCCCCCUGGUGGCCUGAUGACCAAGCUCCAUGGAGGUAUCCUCCAGGCCCUCCUCUAACUUCGAUCCAGGCAACUAUGUUGAAAUGUCUGAUCCAACCACCCACGCACCCUCAAAAGUGGUGAUACAAGAUAUUACGAUGGAGCUCCACUGCCCACUGUGUAAUGAUUGGUUCCGUGAUCCACUGAUGCUGAGCUGUGGCCACAACUUCUGCCAACUCUGUAUUCAAAACUUCUGGAAACUGCAUGCAAAGGAAACGUUCUGUCCUGACUGUAAGAUGCUAUGCCAGUAUAGCAACUGUACAUUCAACCUUGUGCUGGAGAAGCUGGUAGAGAAGAUUAAGAAGUCACCCCUGCUCAAGGGCCAUCCGCAGUGCCAAGAGCAUGGAGAGAACCUGAAACUGUUCAGUAAGCCAGAAGGGAAAAUGAUCUGCUUUCAAUGCAAGGAUGCACGGUUGUCUAUGGGGCAGUCUAAGGAUUUCCUGCAAAUCUCUGAUGCUGUCCGUUUCUUUACGGAUGAGCUAGCUACCUAUCAGAGCCAACUUCAGAACACCCUCACGGAGCUUCAGUCUCUCAGAACUAUGCAGAAAGAUGCUAUUGCUGCUUACAAGGACAACAAGAUACAAUUGCAACAACAACUUUCCCUGGAGUUUCUAAAACUGCAUCAGUUCCUGCACAACAAAGAGAAGGACAUUCUAAACGAGCUCCGGAACGAGGGAAAAGUCUUGAGCGAGGAGAUGGAGGCGAAUCUGAACCAGCUUCAGGAACAGUGUCUUCUCGCCAGAGACAUGCUGGCAAACAUUCAGACACGGAUUGAACAGCAGAAUCCCUUCGACUUCCUCAAAGACAUCACAAAGCUCAUAGAUAGUGUGGAGAAAGGAAUGAGGGCACUUACUCCCAGUCAGCUUAUCUCCAAAAAGCUGAGCCCAGGCCGCUUCAAAGGUCCCAUCCAGUAUACAACCUGGAAGGAAAUGCAGUCCAUUCUUUGUCCAGGCCUGUCUCAAAUAACGCUGGAUCCUAAAACAGCUCAUCCAAAUCUGGUGCUAUCCAAAAGCCGGACCAGUGUGUGUCAUGGCGAUGUGAAGCAGGUAAUGCCUGAUGAUCCAGAGAGGUUCGAUUCCAGUGUGGCUGUACUGGGCUCAAAAGGCUUCACCUCUGGAAAGUGGUACUGGGAAGUGGAAGUAGGAAGGAAGCCAAAAUGGACAGUUGGAGUCGUCAAAGAGUCCAUCAUUCGGAAAGGGAGCUGCCCUCUCACUCCUGAGCAAGGAUUCUGGCUUUUAAGACUGAGGAACCAAACUGAUCUAAAGGCUCUGGAUUUGCCUUCUUGUAGCCUGAAAGUGGGUGAGCUCAACAGGGUGGGCAUAUACGUGGAUUAUGAGGGAGGGCAGGUGUCCUUCUACAACGCUGCCACCAUGACCCAUCUUUACACCUUCAGUUGUCUUUUCAUGGAGAAACUUUUCCCCUACUUCUGCCCCUGCCUUAAUGAUGGUGGAGAGAAUAAAGAACCAUUGUAUAUCGUACAUCCACAGUAAUUAGUCAUACUAUUGUAUAAAUUCAGAGCAUUAUUAAAAUGUUGAAAUAGUU